AAAAUAGUGUCGGAGUGUUCAGUGUCGGCCUGCUCGCACAGUCUGCCAGUAUUUUACUCGCCUCUCUACCGGGAAGAGCGUGCGAUGCGUGCACUCACGAUAAUAUUGGCGUUCGUCGCGCUCCAUCAUGUUCAAAGCGCAAAAAUUCUCGGUCUAUUUCCACAUACGGGGAAGAGCCAUCAUAUGGUUUUUGAACCCCUUCUAAAGCAGCUGGCUGAACGUGGACAUCAAAUGACUGUUGCGUCAUUCUUUCCCUUAAAAAAUCCACCUUCAAAUUAUACUGAUGUCAGUUUUGAAGGUAUCGCUGGUAUUGGUGUCGAGACAUUGGAUAUGUCAUGGUUCGAAAAUCCUAGUUUAGUUUUCCGAUUGCCGUUUGUGGGUGAAAUUUUAAAACAGUUUGCCGGUUUUCAACCUCUCGGCGGAAUGGCUUUAAACGUCUGCGGGAAGGCUAUAGAUUGGCCCCCGCUCGUGGACGCUUUGAAAGGCGACUUCGACAUCGUGAUUGUAGAAAACUUUAACAGUGAUUGCAUGCUGGGAUUGUUACAUGUUUAUGGAAUUAAAGCACCGAUCGUUGCAUUGUCGUCAUCGAAUGCAGUGCCGUGGGCUGCAGAGCGUAUCGGUUUUGUCGAUAAUCCGGCAUAUUUACCUGUGCUUAGUGCAAGUUGGGCAACUCCGAUGACUUAUUUACAAAGGGUUCAGAAUACGUUAGCGAAUCUGCUUUUAAAAUACUGGUUUCAUUUUGAUGUUCAAGAGAGGGAGAAGUCGUUAAUUGAAAAGCAUUAUGGCCUUAAAGUGCCUCUUGAAGAUUUGGCCAAAAAUAUAACAUUGUUGAUGGUCAACACGUUUCAUCCUCUGAAUGGUGUGCGCCCAGCAGUCCCGGGACUGAUCGAAGUUGGUGGUAUGCAUCUUGAUGAUACUAGAAAGCACAUACCGGGGUAUAUAGAGAGAUUCCUCAACGAAUCCGAGCAUGGCGUGGUCAUAUUCAGCUUCGGUUCUCUCAUCAAGACCGCUACGAUUCCUAAAUACAAAGAAGAGAUAAUAACUAGAGCGCUCUCCAAGUUGAAGCAGAGGGUGAUUUGGAAGUAUGAAAACAGUGCAGAGGAAGGUACUCUUACUGGAAACAUUUUGAGGGUGAGGUGGCUGCCUCAGUACGAACUGUUACGGCACAAAAAGGUGGUAGCAUUUUUGGCACAUGGAGGCCUUUUGGGUAUGACUGAAGCGGUAUCUGCUGGUAAGCCCAUGGUGGUUGUGCCAUUCUUCGGAGACCAACCGUCCAACGGUGCUGCGGCAGAAGCAGCAGGGUUGGCUAUAGUUGUCCCUUACUAUGAUCUUACUGAAGAAUCUUUAAGUGCUGCCCUCGAGAAGGUCUUAAGUGCUGAAAUGCGUUUGCAAGCGCGUCUACUCUCAAAUAUCUGGAAUGACAGACAAUCCCCGCCACUCGAGACCGCCGUAUACUGGGUUGAGAGGGUGAUUCGUUGGGGUCCAGCUGCGAAACUCCAUUCUCCAGCCAGGGAUAUGCCUCUCUACCAACUUGCCUUGCUGGACGUUAUGGCGGCUUUUAUCGCGUUUGUUAUUGCCAUUGUUGUUAUUAUUUGGUUUAUUCUUACGAGGAUAUCAAGGCUCUUUGUUAAGGACCGGAAGCAGAAGAUGCAUUAACAGACUAGCUUUGUUGGUUUGCUUUAUGUUUAUAUUUAAGCUUAGAUACAUUGAUAAAGACUCUUUCUUGUCUUUCUGGGGUUUAGAAUUCACGAUGUAACCAAACCUCAAUAUACAUCGCUUAGUUGUGAAAACAAUCAAAACAAUUGUUCUUUCGCUCAACUGUACAUUCCAACCUCCAGAGUUACAACACUAAAAGAAUUAAAUCAUUACAUAAAACAAAAUGACAGCUUUGCCAAUAAUAGGACUAUAGUGGUGUAGUUGGUGACAAGCUGUGUCUGUAUAAUAGAACAAAUAUAAGAAUUAAGUCUUAUUUAUAAUGAAAUCAUGAAAAUAAUAAUACUUCUUUUUAAAAACUAAUGUUAUAUUUGACUUAUUAAGCAUAUUUUGAAGUUAUUAUAAUUAUGGUGCUAAAAAACUAUUGAUAUAAGUUUUGUGGAUUCAUUAUAUCAAUAUGUUGUUACAUGUGUUAAACAAAGGUUUACAAAUUUAUCAUUGUUUAAAAAGAUAUUAUUUAGUUUUAGCUAAAUUUAGAAAAUCAAUAUAAAAAGUAGAAACAUACAACCGUAUUGUACACAUUCACGUAAUGUUGUUAUUACUAUCAGUUAUUAACUAAGCCAAUUUCAUUACGAUUUAUAAGUUGCUUCUUAUUCUUUGUAGUCGUCAUUACUCAAGGUCGGACUUGUCUUAAAAAGCCCUAACCGAUACGUCGAUUUGCUGCCUCCAUCCACUCUAUCCUCAGUUUGUCUCAUUGCAUUAGGUAUAUUGAGACCCAUAAAUGUCUUAAUUUGCAUUGCAUUCUCUCCUGCCAAUAUGGCUAAAGUACCUAAGCACCCGUUAGUAAAUGAUAGUUGACAGUUUUGUGAUCUAAUUAGUCGAGAAUGGACUUAUUGGUUCUUGUUGCUGUCCAUGGUAUUCACAACAUUCUCCUCCAAAACCACAUCUCGAACGCCUCUAUCUUUUUUUGGUCCGCUGCACGAAUUGACCAAGACUCUAAUUCGUACAAUAAAAUGGAAAACAACAAAGUUCUGAACCUGCGAACACCAAAACCUGCUCCAAGUAAUAUUUGACACGUUUCUAUUUAGCCAUAUUCUGGUCAGUUUACACUUUACUAAUUGCUGCUGUAGCCUGCUCUGGUUACUUAUGAAUGAUCCGAAAUAUCCAAAUUCGUCUACAAAUUCCAAGUCCAAGUUCUUCUUGACGUGUCCAGUCAGGUCCAGUCCAGUCUGAUCCACUAGCAUGACUUUUGUCUUUACCCUAUUAAUAGAAAGACCGACCAUUUCGCUUUCUUGCUGCACAGUUCCGCCAUUUCUCGUUACGAAGAGGCAAAUAACGUGUCAUCUGCGUAUCGGAGGUUUUCGAUUUUGUUGCUUUCAAUCAAAAUGCAUCCAUUCCAAUCUUCCAGCGCUACCCUCAUAUAUUCGAUUUAAAUAGCUAAGAGCUGAAAAAUGCAAAUGUAUAAUUAUAUUUGUAUGUAUUUAAAAUUAUUAAGUUUAUAAUUGUUAUGGUUAAAAGUAAGAAUCCUGUAACAAUUAUAUUUAAAUUACAUAAUUGUAAAGGAAUAUAUGGUCUUCCAUUAUAUGCGCAGUUUUAUAUCGUAGGAAAAUUCAAAUUAGGGCGUUAGCCUGCCGAAACUAUGUUACCAAAGUUUGCUUUGUUAAAUUAUAUUUAUUAAAUGUUA
Messenger RNA from Pieris brassicae (large cabbage white), 3337 nucleotides. RefSeq names its product UDP-glycosyltransferase UGT5-like. Bases 85 to 1656 code for a protein of 523 amino acids. The transcript has 4 exons. Gene Ontology annotation, molecular function: UDP-glycosyltransferase activity. The record is from RefSeq and is a predicted model, not a curated record. Lineage: Eukaryota; Metazoa; Arthropoda; Insecta; Lepidoptera; Pieridae.